Oncorhynchus gorbuscha (pink salmon) is the source of this 2786-nucleotide messenger RNA. Its product is annotated as YLP motif-containing protein 1-like. The transcript has 2 exons. The coding region runs from base 724 to 1677 and encodes 317 amino acids. The record is from RefSeq and is a predicted model, not a curated record. Lineage: Eukaryota; Metazoa; Chordata; Actinopteri; Salmoniformes; Salmonidae.
AGAGACUAAAAGUCAUUGCAGGUUCCGCCCACCCAUCUCAGCACAAAGCAGCUCUCUAUUCCUCCUUACAGGAUUCACGUCCUCCCCUUUUCCACCAUUGGGAGUGUACAUAUUGUAACAUACCUACUAUAUACUGUCUAACAAGGUGUCGUUUUAAUGAUGUAUAACGAAAGAGAACGUUUGGAUGGUUCUUGGAAAACGCACGCGGUCACAGGACUCGGGAGACUUUGAGGCGGGGAGGAGUUACGGUGGUGUUGUUUCGUUCAACUCGAGAUACCGUUUCAGGCAAGACGACAGUAUAGGAAACAUGGUAGACUGGCAGGCUACUACAUCCAAGAUCUGUGAAACUUAAGUAGCGCGUGUCUGAGAACGGGACAUGAAGACCUUUGACGGUGACGGCAAUGUAAUGGUGUGUGUGUUUAAAGCCGACGCAUUGCACGCUGAGUAUCUACAUUCUUAGUGCGAAGUCUCCCACCACCGAUUCAUUUGGUUAACGUCCCAUUCCUCUCCAGAAAACGGAUCUCUCCAGAUCCUUCUGGAUCUCUCUCUCCUCGCCCCUAUAGUGGAUUUGGAUGUGGGAUAGUGAUCCCAGACUCCUGGACCACACACCUCCGGCCCUUCUUCAGCCAGCAGGAGUAUCUUCUAGUGCGACACACACACCGUCAGCUGGUUCACAGUGGCUACUACUGGGGAUGGGGGAUCCAGUGGAGGGCUCUCUUCUGUAUGAUGGUCAGAGACACUCUGGCAGGAACCACAGUGGAACCAUCGCAGAACCACACGGCACCCACGCAGAACCAGGACGGAACCCAGCAGCUUCCAGGGGAAACCCUAGAACACGUAGAACAACAGAACCGUGUUCAAGAACAACAGAACCAACUCCUAGAACUCGAGAACUUCGAACUCUUAGGUCAAGAGAAUGAACUCUUAGAACAACAGAACCUAGAACAUCAGAUCCAACUCUUAGAACUAGAGAAUACGGUCCAGACCAGCACAGACAACCGGACCACACCUCCAGACAAGACCAGUUCUGGCGGUGCCCUCCAUCCCUGGUGGCCUCAACAGAGCAGCUUUAAAGCUACUAGACCCAGUGUCCCUCCCCCCUGGCCAAGCCCCAGUGUCCCUCACCCCUGGCCAAGCCCCAGUGUCCCUCACCCCUGGCCAAGCCCCAGUGUCCCUCACCCCUGGCCAAGCCCCGGUGUCCCUCUCCCCUGGCCAAGCCCCAGUGUCCCUCUCCCCUGGCCAAGCCUCAGUGUCCCUCUCCCCUGGCCAAGCCCCAGUGUCCCUCUCCCCUGGCCAAGCCCCAGUGUCCCUCCCCCCUGGCCAAGCCCCAGUGUCCCUCCCCCCUGGCCAAGCCCCAGUGUCCCUCCCCCCUGGCCAAGCCCCAGCGUCCCUCUCCCCUGCCUCGGACCUGUUCUCCACUUGCCCGAUCCGAUCCCAGACUCCUGGAUCACACACCUCCGACCCUUCUUCAGCCAGCAGGAGUAUCUUCUAGUGCGACACACACACCGUCAGCUGGUUCACAGUGGCUACUACUGGGGCCCUAUGGAGAUGGAGGAGGCCCACCACACCCUGCUACUGACACCACCUGGGAGCUUCCUCAUCAGGUAUAUACCACACCCUGCUACUGACACCACCUGGGAGCUUCCUCAUCAGGUAUACACCACACCCUGCUACUGACACACUGCCUGGGAGCUUCCUCAUCAGCUAUACACCACACCCUGCUACUGACACACUGCCUGGGAGCUUCCUCAUCAGCUAUACACCACACCCUGCUACUGACACACUGCCUGGGAGCUUCCUCAUCAGCUAUACACCGCACCCUGCUACUGACACACUGCCUGGGAGCUUCCUCAUCAGGUAUACACUGCACCCUGCUACACACACACACACCGCCUGGGAGCUUCCUCAUCAGGUAUACUCUGCACCCUGCUACACACACCGCCUGGGAGCUUCCUCAUCAGGUAUACAGCACACCCUGCUACUGACACACUGCCUGGGAGCUUCCUCAUGAGGUAUACACCACACCCUGCUACUGACACACUGCCUGGGAGCUUCCUCAUGAGGUAUACACCACACCCUGCUACUGACACACUGCCUGGGAGCUUCCUCAUCAGGUAUACACCACACCCUGCUACACACACUGCCUGGGAGCUUCCUCAUCAGGUAUACACCACACCCUGCUACUGACACACCGCCUGGGAGCUUCCUCAUCAGGUAUACACCACACCCUGCUACUGACACCACCUGGGAGCUUCCUCAUCAGCUAUACACCGCACCCUGCUACACACACUGCCUGGGAGCUUCCUCAUCAGGGAUACACCACACACACACUGCCUGGGAGCUUCCUCAUCAGCUAUACACCACACACACUGCCUGGGAGCUUCCUCAUCAGCUAUACACCACACCCUGCUACUCACACCGCCUGGGAGCUUCCUCAUCAGGUAUACACCACACACACACCGCCUGGGAGCUUCCUCAUCAGGUAUACACCACACACACUGCCUGGGAGCUUCCUCAUCAGGUAUAUACCGCACCCUGCUACACACACUGCCUGGGAGCUUCCUCAUCAGGUAUACACACCCUGCUACUCACACCGCCUGGGAGCUUCCUCAUCAGGUAUACAUCACACCCUGCUACUCACACUGCCUGGGAGCUUCCUCAUCAGGUAUACAGCACACCCUGCUACUCACACUGCCUGGGAGCUUCCUCAUCAGGUAUACACUGCACCCUGCUACACACACACACACCGCCUGGGAGCUUCCUCAUCAGGUAUACACUGCACCCUG